Tachyglossus aculeatus (Australian echidna) is the source of this 1093-nucleotide messenger RNA. It is a transcript of the gene RNF181, whose product is annotated as ring finger protein 181. Gene Ontology annotation, biological process: protein ubiquitination. Lineage: Eukaryota; Metazoa; Chordata; Mammalia; Monotremata; Tachyglossidae. The record is from RefSeq and is a predicted model, not a curated record. Gene Ontology annotation, cellular component: cytoplasm. Gene Ontology annotation, molecular function: ubiquitin protein ligase activity.
UGGACCGGUCGGAACCGGACGCGGGGGGGGAUGGCGUCCUACUUCGACGAGCACGACUGCGAGCCCGGGAUCCCGGAGGAGCAGUAUCGGCAGAACGCGCUGCUGGAGCUGGCGCGGACGCUCUUCAGUGGGAUGGACAUUGACCUGGGCUCCGCCGACCUCACAGACUGGGACCACCGACUUCCCCCCCCCGCCGCCAAGAGAAUCGUCCAGAACCUCCCCACGGCCGUCAUCACCGGGGCCCAGGCCGACAAGGGUCUGAAGUGCCCCGUGUGCCUGCUGGAGUUUGAAGAGGAGCAGACGGCCCGCGCCAUGCCCUGCCAGCACCUGUUCCACGCCAACUGCAUCUUACCUUGGCUGGGCAAGACCAACUCCUGUCCCCUGUGCCGGCACGAGCUGCCCACGGACAACGCAGAAUACGAGGAAUACAAGAAGGACAAGGCCCGCCAGCAGCAACGGCAGCACCGGCUCGAGUACCUGCACGGAGCCAUGUACACGUGAUGGAGCCGGCAGCCCGAGGCUGCUCCUGCCCUCCUUCCCCGCCAGCCCACCCACCCCCCCGGCUUAUUAAAUUUCUUCCUUAUGUGGCCCCACAGGUACCUCGCUUAGGGCUCUGGGAAGGGGGAGGAUGGAGGGGCUAAGGCCCCUCCUCGACGGGCAGUGGCUCCCCUUCUUCAGAAGUGCCGAAGGCUGAGCCAGCUCACCGGGCCCGGCCGCCGCAGGGGGCCUGGACGUGCCGGCCCGCUAUGCAGUUUAGGAGCCGGCGGUGGGGAGGCUUGCUCAGAUGCCAGUCUCCCCCGGGGGAGGCGGGUCCUCUAAGCAUUGGGUCAGCACUGGAGAAUCAGUGAUUAGAGACCUCCAGACGGUUGCCGCCUCCUUCCAGACCCUCGUCGAACGGCUUCUCUGUGGACUGAAGCCUCCCUUCACCCAGCUCACCUGGUUCUGAGCCCCCGGGGAGCGAAGGGGCUCUUGCGUCCAGGAAUCAAUGCUUGGGCCUCUCAAGAGGAGCUGCUUUGCUCUAGGUCUCCACCCUACAGCAUCUGUCCUGGGGCCCAGGGUGGUCAGCACAGAGCGGCCCUUUUCCCUCCUGCCC